Molecule: messenger RNA, 3987 nt
Organism: Coturnix japonica (Japanese quail)
Lineage: Eukaryota; Metazoa; Chordata; Aves; Galliformes; Phasianidae
Gene: MATCAP2
Product: microtubule associated tyrosine carboxypeptidase 2
Source: RefSeq, a predicted model, not a curated record
GACUUGUAGUCGGCAGCUGAGGGCGGGCGCUCCGCUGGGGCGGCUGCUGCCGGCCGGGCCUCGGGACGGCGUUGGGAGGUGGAGCGCCAUGCUGGAAUCCAUCCGUGUUACCGAAAAACUUCACUGGCCUAAGCAAGAACUUUCUAAGAAAUCAAUCCUGAUACCAGAAGAACAUAAACUGAAUGUCAACAACGAAAAGAGCCUCCAGCAUCCAUCUCCUGGGGUCCUUAAGGACAUUUUCACAACAGGAACCAGUAGCUACAACGUCCUUCUGCAGAGCAAGGAAGAGAAAAAGCACAAUGCUCAGAAGCAGUCACCCGCUCACCACAAGAAACACAGGAAAGCCACAAAGUGCUCCAGCACCUUGCAAAGCAACGAGCACCGCAAAAUCAAGGACCCGCUGCCCUUGCUCAGCAGUGGAUGGUGCUGCUCAGACCAGCAGCCCUCUGUCCUCAUCACCAGCCCCGUGUCUAAUGGUGUAAAGCCUGCAAACAGCAUCUCAGCUGCAGGGAAUGGCACAGGACUGACCCCUCGACCCAGAAGUAGAGCUAAGAGGCAUUGUAAUCAGCCAAAGCCAAAGCAAUCCCAGUCAUCGAAAAGCCACGGGAAAGAGGGAGAUGAUUCUGGCCGAAAACUCUGUUUGCUAACUGCAAUCAAGCCUUCCAACGUGGAGAAAGAGAAAAUGAAGUUCUUUAAGUCAGAUUUUACAUACAAUCCUCAGUUUGAAUAUGCAAACCCUGCUUUGCCAAACGUUUUAGCUAAGCAUAGCCAAGCAUCUGACAGAUUUCUUAAGCAGUCCAUUAACAUCAUGGAGCGGACACUGCAGAAAUAUGGAAGCUAUGAAAAGUUUGAACAGGCCACCGGUGGCAGCUUGCUGACCAAAAGCCGCAUCUGGAAUCAUGUUAGGAAAUACAUGGUGAAGGAAGGCUGUCUUGGUGAGAUUGUGGUCCAUCUCACGGAGGACCUGCUUUCUCGAGCCUCAAUGACAGUGGUGAAUGGCCGCCCCACUCUCACUAUCAAUAUCUCCACUGCGAGAGAGCACUGGCUGGAAGGGAUGCUGAGACAUGAAAUUGGGACUCAUUAUUUUCGGGGCUUUAACAACAAUAGCCAGCCUUGGUGCAACUGGAAUGGACGUAGAAAACAUGGGUUGAAACCAAUCAACCCUACAGAAGAAGGGCUGGCAAGCAUUCACAGCGUCCUCUUCCGCAAAGACCCUUUCCUUUGGAGGGCUGCCCUGCUCUACUACACCGUCUAUCAGGCCAGCCAGAUGUCCUUCAGCCAGCUGUUCCAGGACGUGGGGAGAUUUGUCCAGGACCCCAAUACCAGGUGGGAUUACUGUGUACGCGCCAAGAGAGGGUGGACUGAUACAUCACAGCCAGGCUGCUUCAAUAAGGAUCAGGUGUACUUAGACGGCAUCCUCCGAAUCCUGAGAUAUAGGGAGUCCAUUGAUUUCCACCUUCUGACAGCACUUGGAAAGAUCUCAUACGAAGAUGUAGACCGCCUGAAAGGGUUGGCUGUGAUUGAGAACAUGAGGGUACCACACUUUCUGCAAGACCAUGCCCGGUAUAUGGAGCACUUGGAAAAGAUUAUGGAGGUCAAUGAGCUGACUGAUGAGGAGCUCCAGGAACUCAUAGACUAAGAAUAUCAGCCAGUCUGUGCAGCUGAGGAUAUAGAACUGGACUUCUGAGAGCUUACAAAAAUGGACUUAGCAGGGGUGGAGCAAGAGGAAAAGGCAGCCAGAGUAUGUGGAAUUCAGAAAAAGUCCCUUUGUGUUCCUUUUGCAUUGUGAUUGUAUACUGAUGCUUUCUUAAAGAGUUUGGGCAUAUUUCAGUCUUGUUUAGGAAUCCCUUUGCAGUGACCUGUCCAGCCACCUGCUCUGUUUUGCAGGCUAAGCAACAACAGCGAGUUUAAUCACAAUAAUCGCAGUGCACAGAGCGGGUCUUUGUGCAAUAGCUCUGCACUACCAUUAAGAAGUUGCUUGUUUGUUUUUUCUUUACUAGGAGAUUCAGCUUUAAAGAAAAAAAGGAAGACAGGUAUUGCUGUUUCGAUGACUGCAAACAGGUAGCAAAAUGAUCUUUUAUUGUUCCCCCAGAUGGCUGCUGUUCCACAUCUCUGCCUGUACAGUACAUGUUUAGGAAGUUGAGUCCUGGAAGGGUGUCCCUCCUUUGAGGACAAGUGCAUCAUGGCUAGUAAGUUCUAUAGGGCAGCAUUUUGGAAGAAAGCCUGGGCAGAACCAUGAUUUUAUGACUUUUUUUUAAUCAAUAAAUUCAGGAACGCGGGGACAUAAGUCAGCACAGCGGGCAGCGCUCACUUCUUGUCUGGGUCACCUGAGCCUACAGAGCAUCAAGUCACUUUUUGAGCAGAAACAGGCCUCGGUGCUACAGUGAAGUUGUGCUCAUUGCAGGAAUGAGAUGAGGAAGGGGAGAAAAGCAGACUCACAAGUGCCGUGUUCCUGUGUGCCUACAGGUCUGCUGCACCUUCAAGCAAACUUACCUCUGUUUUAUCUGCCGGUGCUAUAUUCAGAAACAGGUAGAGAAAGUGUGUUACUGUAAGGCACUGCUAGCCAUGUGAUAAAUAGCUUUGAUGACACAGGAGGGCUUACUGCAUGAACUACAUCUUAUGAACUCAGAGUAUUAGGGAUUGUUGAGGCCAGUUGAGUUUUGCACCUGUAAGUACUUUGAGAACCGGUUUGGUUUUAGUAGACAGCAUUUUAUCAGCGCUCCUCUGAGCUCCUGGGAAGCAGCUGAGAUGCAGGAGGCCGUGCAGGAAGAAGGGCUCCCAGGGGGCUUCUGCCAGUUCUUCCCCUUGUGACGUGACCCACAGAUAACAGGCCCGGCACUGGAUACGGCAAGUAAGUGGAGACAAGUUUUCCUCCACACGGGCUCAGAGAUCCGAAGUUUUUUGAAUGAUCCCAUAAAACCAGCUGCCUUUUAGGCAGCAUUGCGGGUGCGCUCACAGCAGCUGGCUGACCGCUUCAGAAAAUAUAAUGUGUUUAACAAGCAUAAAUGUACUAAAUUUGGUUAUUUUCAAGGCAGGGACCAAUAACCCCUCACUGUAGCCUUAAUUUUAUAUUGUUAGUCUUGUUCGCUAUCAUCUGGAAGCCUUUCAGCCUCCAUGUGCAGAAAUAGAAACCUUUUUUUCUCCUCUUCUUUUUACAAGUUUGACCACUGGUAGCUUUGCCUGCCCAGCUUUGUCGAAGAACCAAACCCAGCAGAUGUAGCGCUGCAGCAGCCCCAUGGGAACAAUCUGCUGUUCUGCACCCAUGCUCUCCAGAUACUGGCUCCGUUGCCAGAAGCCGUAAUAAAGUAAUGCAUGGCAGGGGGCGAGUCAAAGAUCACAGCCAAAAAAGGCAGCUUCAGAGCAAAUCAAGUGAGCUGCAGAGAACCGGGUUCACUUUGCUGAUCCAGGGGAAUGUGAGGGCUGCUCCCUCCUGAAAGGGACAGCUUUGCACAGUUAUUCUCAUAACUAACUGUAGAGAAUUGCAGUUCUACAUCAGGUGUCCCAGUAGUUGUGUGUUACAAAGUAAGGGUAUUACUGUCACAGGUCCUUGAAGGCAGGAGGCAGUGCCAGCCUUUUUGCAGUGCUGCAGCACACCCUGCUCACAGCUUUUCCUACAGCAGCCCCUGGGCUCCGUCACUGCACCACGAGAUGUUACUGCAGCCCAAGAUGCUUCCCUCCAGGACCUGUGUCCUGUCUUUGCCAGAGCAGUAGGUAUCACUGGACUUCUGUUCUUUGUUAUCAUAGAAGUAUUUUUGCUUAGAGCAAGGUUAGAGUCUGGAAGUGGUCUAUAUAAAGAUGUUACCACAACAGCAGACAAGAAACUUGUCUGCUUCUGUUUUUCAGCGUUGUAUUUGUCCUUCCUCCUUUGUAAAAGCGUUCCAAACUUUGAAGUGUAACUUUUGUAGGUUUUCCUGAUUAUUUUUUCCUGGUUACUAAAUCAUGGUACAGAAGUUCUGUAAUAAAGUUUUUGGACAGCAGUGCAUGUGA